GCUUCCACCACUUCCGCCCUCGAGAUCACGUCUCACCGUGGGUUGGUAGAAUCGGACCGGCGCAUGCGCAGUGAGAGGAUCGCGGUCAAAAUCGAUUUCAAAAUUGCUUAAAAGACAAACUCUAAGAAUGGGAUCUAAGAGUUGUAGUGACUAGCUCAGCAAAAACGCAAUUUUGACGCCGAAUUCGAUUGUGACGCAGUUGAAAUUGGCCUCUCCCUACGGCCCCCCCCUUCACACUUCCGUCCUGACGCAGACGCGAGGCCGCCUUCCGCACUGCGGAGGCGUCCUUGGCCCUACCCUAGUCUGUUUCCUGGAGCAUGCGCGGUCGCCUUUCCAGCCUUUCUUCCUUUGUGCGUACGUCAAGAUGGCUGCCUCCGUAUUGAACGUGUUGCUGAGGCGCUUUUUUAGCAUUUCGCCCUUCAGAGGUGCCUACGGAGUUCAGGUUCCCCUCCAGACUCUUUGCACCAAAGCCCCCCUUGAGGACGAUUCUUUGCCCCCAGUUCCUGUUUCCCCAUAUAAGGAUGAACCCUGGAAAUAUCUGGACUCAGAAGAAUACCAGAACCGCUAUGGUUCUCGCCCUGUUUGGGCUGACUACCGUCGCAACCACAAAGGUGGAAUACCCCCACAGCGGACUCGAAAGACGUGUAUUCGUGGAAAUAAAGUUGCUGGGAAUCCCUGCCCCAUCUGUCGGGAUCAGAAGUUGCACGUUGACUUUAGGAACGUGAAGCUCUUGGAACAGUUUGUCUGUGCCCACACGGGUAUCAUCUUCCACGCUCCAUAUACAGGGGUCUGUGUAAAGCAACACAAGAAGUUGACCCAGGCCAUCCAGAAAGCCAGGGAUCACGGUCUCCUCAGUUACCACAUUCCCCAGGUUGAACCCCGGGACCUUGACUUCAGUACCUCUCAUGGAGCUGUGAGUGCUACUCCGCCUGCCCCCACUCUGGUGUCGGGUGACCCCUGGUACCCAUGGUACAGCUGGAAACAGCCCCCAGAGAGAGAGCUGUCCCGCCUUCGCCGGCUCUACCAAGGCCAUCUCCGGGAAGAAAGUGGCCCUCCGCCUGCCUCAAUGCCCGAGGUGCCCCUCACAGCCCCAGCUGAAGCCUCCUCCACUGAGCAGGCGGACCCCCAGCAUUCUCUGUAGGAGCGGUAGACUGGGAAGGGAGCUGGAGGGUCCCUUACACAGUAUUUCACCCUGAAGAGCUGUGUCUACUUUGUGACCAGUGGCAGUGGCAGGGCCAGGGCCAGAGAAAGGAAAUGAUUAUUGGUGAAAGGGAUAAAUACAUCUGAGGCUGAGGGAGGGCUGAACAGAUGUGUAUGGGAAACCCCAGCCCCUAUAUGUUGUAAAUAGAUGUGCUAUACAUCCUGUUACUGUUUCAGACCUGUGCCAACUGGGUUUUUCCACAAUAAAGCUGUAUCCUGUCUCUGGGCU
Hippopotamus amphibius kiboko is the source of this 1429-nucleotide messenger RNA. RefSeq names its product mitochondrial ribosomal protein S18B (gene MRPS18B). Gene Ontology annotation, biological process: mitochondrial translation. Gene Ontology annotation, molecular function: structural constituent of ribosome. Lineage: Eukaryota; Metazoa; Chordata; Mammalia; Artiodactyla; Hippopotamidae. Bases 365 to 1141 code for a protein of 258 amino acids. Gene Ontology annotation, cellular component: mitochondrion; ribosome. The transcript is spliced from 7 exons. The record is from RefSeq and is a predicted model, not a curated record.